AUGGCAUUUCGUGUUCUUUUGCCACAAACCAAUGAGAAGAAGUCAAAUAAGUCGAAGAAAACUGAUGCUGCGUCUUCGGGUACCAAGGUGAAGUCAACUAGUUCUUCUAAAAGUACGAAGCAGGUUCUUCUUAUUGAAGCUGAGCCAAUCCAAUCGGAUCCUAUUAUUGCGGAUACCCAGUUAACUGAAAAGGAAGUUAUUCCUUUGAAGGCUGGUGUAUUUAGAAGAAUCAAAAUGAAAUCAAAGUCGAAGCGUAAGGGACGAUCCGCUCUUACGAAUAUUGUUCGCAAAGCUCAAGUUUCACAUCAAGGGAAGAAGAAUGGUAGGGUGAUUCUUUCCUCAGAAUCUACUGCAGAUGAGGGUGAAACUAUUCCUGAGACACCUGAGGCAGAUUUGAUUAACGAUUCUUCUCAACUGGAUACUUCUGUUAGUACACCACCUGAAGUUUCGAUUGCUAAAACAGUUACUGUGGAUGCAUGA
This is a messenger RNA of Lactuca saligna, 480 nucleotides long. The record is from the annotation of a GenBank genome assembly. Lineage: Eukaryota; Viridiplantae; Streptophyta; Magnoliopsida; Asterales; Asteraceae.